Messenger RNA from Ornithodoros turicata, 5221 nucleotides. RefSeq names its product ileal sodium/bile acid cotransporter-like. The record is from RefSeq and is a predicted model, not a curated record. The coding region runs from base 227 to 1651 and encodes 474 amino acids. Lineage: Eukaryota; Metazoa; Arthropoda; Arachnida; Ixodida; Argasidae. The transcript has 6 exons. Gene Ontology annotation, cellular component: membrane.
UUCGUGCUGUGACGUCUUUUUUUAAUCAGCCCUCCGUCCUUCAAGUGUUGCAGCCGCGCUGUCGUUUCAUUCUGCUUUGCUCGUGUGCGUUUCUCAUGGCCCCUGUCCCCGUUUCUGACUGACCACAAAACAGGUUCUGCUUGUAAACGGGAACGUUGAAGGUAGGCGACACGUCUUGCAAACGCCCGUGUGCACUGUAAACAACAGUGCGUCCCAUAACACAGCCAUGUGCCCUGUAGUUCUUCUAGCCCUUGGGCUAAGUUUUCUGUUGUUUCUUCUUGAAGUCGUUGCGGCUUUGUCCGUUGCAUUUAGCCCUGCUCGUAUUCAGAAACUAAAGGAGGGUGAUGUGACCGAAGUUGGCUUUUCGCUGCAAACGAAAUCGCUUUCCGCCGAGCGAUUCUACUCUGCUGUUUCUGAGAACCCAGACAUUGCCUCUGUACUUCAUCUGCAUACGAACUACAGUGCGCUACCUGAGAAUGGUUAUGUCAACGGGACGUUCACUGUGAGAGGUAACUUCUUAGGCCAUACGAGGAUUCGACUAGAAGAACGUAUUGGCAAUGGGACUUCGCAAGUUUCGAAGGAGUUCCUGCCGACGAGUGUCAUUCGGAAGCAAAGCAUACUCUCAUUGGUGUUCAUGGUAUCGGUAGCGAUAUUAGUCUCGUUGAAUUACAUUAAUAUGGGAUGUGCACUUGACCUUGAAACUGUCAAGAGUGUGAUGAAGCGUCCCAUCGGACCUGUGGUUGGAUUCUUCAGUCAGUACCUCGCCAUGCCCUUGAUUGCAUAUGGUUUGGCCAAGUUCCUCUUCAAAGAACCGUACCUUCAACUUGGCCUGUUCACCUUCGGUUGUAGUCCUGGUGGUGGAGCAAGUAACAUGUGGACAGUGUUACUGGGUGGAAAUCUGAACCUGAGCGUUGCCAUGACCUUCAUCAGCACUAUUGCUGCACUUGGGACAAUGCCAAUGUGGUUGUUCACCCUGGGCCGUAGCCUGUUUGAGGAUGCUUCAGUAAGGGUCCCGUUCGGGAACAUAUUCACCACUCUCAUUUCUAUGACCAUUCCUUUGGCAAUUGGUCUCUUACUGCAACGCUUCAGGCCUAAGGUGGCUUCCUUUUGCCGUCGAAUCCUGGCUCCGGUGUCCGUGGCAAUGAUUCUGUACAUAGUGGCAUUUGGUACAUACGCCAAUUUGUACAUGUUCAGUCUCUUUUCCUGGCGGGUGAUGCUAGCUGCCGCAGCCACCGUCUGGUCAGGGUUUCUCGUGGGAGCUGUGGCAUCCAGAAUAUGUGGUCUUCCAUGGACGGAUGUACUAGCAGUCUCUAUAGAAACGGGAGUCCAGAACACUGGCAUCGCCAUCGUGUUACUAGGCUUCUCUCUACCCCAGCCAGAGUCUGACAUUGCGUCGGUUGUACCGGUGGCCGCUUCACUGGUGACACCGGUGCCCCUAAUCUUUGUGGCUAUUGGCCGCAAGGUGUACACGCGCUGCUGUGGGGACAAAGAAGCAGCCAAGAGGAAGAACACCCACCAGGUAGGCGUGCCAGAUCCGGAGAAGUGCACUCUGACAGAGUCAGCGACGCCUUCGGCCAAUGGCAGCAUCGCAGCAGCUGAGAAACUCAUACCUGAUUAUGGGAGCAUCCUGCGAAAUCCGCACUCUGCAUGACCUAGUCUCAGAGCAUGGGGCGCAGCCUCGGGUACCAGCACCAGCUUUGCACUGACCAAAUUGUGUUUUGCGCUUGCAGCACAUUGUUCUUUCAAAAUAACGUAGUAUAUGCAUGAUAUGUUUGCUUAGAAAAGUGAACUUAAAUAUAUGCUUAACCAGUGCAUGCAAAUUCCCAAUGACAUGGUUUUCCAAGAUUUUUAUGUGAUAUGAGAACCCCGUGAUGCAGGUUGUCUUGAAUGUGGUUGGGGUGUGUUGUAGCAAUUUAAUUUUGUUUGCUCAUGCCUGCAAUGAUAAGUUGUAAUUUUUUUGUGUGUGUUAUGCAUUAAAGGAGCACCAAAAUGCAAAAACAACCUGUUCUCAGAUGAAAGUUUGAGUUUUAGCAGUGACUAUGCAGCUGAAAUUAUUUUACUUAGCGCUACCGGUUGUCACGAAAAUGCUCUCGAAACAUCCACCAAAAAUGUGAUCACGAGCGACAGCCAAUCUGGCAGCAGAACAUGCGCUCGUCAUCCUGUCGUGUAUUCGUGCGUUUCGAACACUGUCCAUCCGCGGUCUUGUACACGUACACCGCAUAACGCACAUUGCCGAGUUUUAAACAUGACCUGCUUAAAUGCCAUUGGUUAUAUUAAUGAGACAUGUUCUGAUGCGGCAAAUUAUCUGUAAAUCUCACCAGCAAGUGCCAGAGACCGACAUUAUUUUGUUUUACCGGUCUCCCUAUUUCUUUCAACGAAACCGCUCUACAGUGGGGCACGUACAUCCGGUGGUGCAACAUCCCGAUGUGCAAAGUGAAGCGAUGGUCGCUGAAUGGUGUCGAGAUACAAAAGAGUUUGGUACGAUUUUGAUUAUAAUGUUGUAACUGAGUGAAAAUUUUGAGUAAUAACGCCAAUACGAAAUGAACACAGCCUUUAGCGUAAUUUGUAAUGGUGGUAUUUUAGUGCCCCUUUAAGGCAACAUUCGGUGCUGCGUGUUUAUUUUUCUAUGUGGUGACCUUUUACAUUAUUUCUUUGGGUCACUUAAAAAAAGAACGCCUUAAUUACUUGAACCAGCACAUUACUUUCAAUAUUUGAGGUAAGCUUGAAAGAGUUACUAAAUGCAGCAAUAAUGUUUCUGUAAGAUAAAAUAAAAAAUCUGCUAUGCAGUGCACAUGGCUCUGGCUCUGGCUUUACUCAGGCUCUACUCACAGUCUAAAAUUUUUCUUUAUGUUGAGGAAAGAGCAGCAGUGCCUGUUUAGAUGGCGUUCAUCACUACAAUUUUAGAGACCCAUGUUUUUAUGAACUCCUUUUCUUUUUCAUUGUCGCAGAAAUACUGUAUAACUCUACCUGCCCUUCUAACAAUUUUAAGCUCCCGUCAAAAGUAUGUUCCCAUACACAUUUUUCUGUGCAAUGGGAAAGUGCUCUUGAAAAGUACUUCCAGCAGAGAGAGGCAUAAUAUUUAACUUAGCAACACAACUUGGCAGGGCCUGCUUUGCUUUCUGCUCUACAGUGUAUGUUUGUACUGCCUGAAGAAUGCCUGGGCCUUUGCACAUUUAAUUUCCGAAUAAGCAACAGGCAAAUGGUUUAAGGAAAAGCAUGCAGCUUUACAAAGUCCGACACAAGCUGAAUAUUACUUGCUAGAAUGUUGUUGACUAUUCCAACUUGGCAAAAUUUUGUAUGUGUGGCGUAAUGUGAGUGCAGUUCUACAUGCGUAUACUCUGAAAAACUCUGCCAGCUAUACAUAUGCAAUAUUAUCGCAGUGUGUUAGCAUCAAUCUUACCUAUUUGUCCCACAAAACAUGACCAUAUCUCUCAGGAUGGUGUAGAAUAGGAAAGCAGCAGCAAGUAUCAGUGUGUUGUCAUAACAGCAUCAGCUCCAGAAUGGUUAAUGAAAUUUUCUAUGUCACUAUUGUCAGCUUGCAGGCACAUAUCAACACAAAAUUGUAUACUUGUUCCAACGCUAUAUAAAAUUCUGUAUGUCUACUUAGUGGAUGAUAGCUAUAUAAUGUCAUCUUGUACAGGUUGUAGCUUGUACAGACAAUAAGGUUAUGUGCUGUUAUGCAAAUGGUGUUCUUGGCAGACAACCAGGCAAAUGAUUUUCAUGAACUUUUUGAGCUUGAAUACUCUAAAUUUUUGUAUUUUUGUAAAUGAUGAGUGCCGCAGAAGUACAGAGUUAGCAAAGAUGAAGUAUGGGAUGUGUAAUGACGAUAAAAUGAACAAAAAAAGCAUUUGGGAGUGAAACUAUACUUUGAAACAUGUAUUAUGCUCUAAAAUUUUCUAUAAGAAUUCCCUAAUCCAGUUUUAUGUGUGAAAAUUGCAAAAAUUACAAACUGGCUGCACUCCUUACAUUUCAAAUGGGCCAUACCACCUUCUAUGCCGGUGUGUAUGCACACUUACGUAGUUUCAUGGCAGCCUAAGCUUUGUUACGGUAUUCAGUUUGCUGUUUAAUAACAAUUUCCAAGCAUAAGGAACAGUUUUGCCAUACCACUUUUAGUAAAUAUGCUUUCCAGAGAUAAUUGUAAAGCUAUAAUUUAUAAACUCAAAAAUUACUGGAAGAAAUCUAGGAUCUGAAAAUUUUUUACAUGAUUUUUCAGCACUCCAUAUGCCAGAUGAAAGUUUCAGCAUCUGCCAUGCCAGCAGUAUUCUUUGCGAAGAAAUAGCAUACUUUAUCUUGUCUGACCCUGUACUUAUUUGUCCCUUUUGCACUCUUCAUAAGGGUAGGAUUAACCAAUAUGCUUUCCACAUUUUAGUGUCCUUCAGCACCUUAUUCAGAUGAGCACAUCAAUGCCCUCAUGCUCGCCUUAUUCCUUUUUACCGUUGCUGUUAUAUAUCACUUGUUACGUGCAAGUAGUGAUGUCCUGUUAUUUGUGAUAUGGUCCCUGGACACUGUUGAAACAGAUCUAUUAAGUGGGAUGUACUUAAUAAAUAGGGUGUAACAACUAUAGUAGGCUGCACAUUCUGAAGUUGCAAAAAUAUUGCACAGUUUACCUCUGAACUCCCCACAGAUGAAGCCUGCUGUAGCCCUGCAGUCUGGAAUGAUGAAAACAAAUUCCUGUCAAGAUGUUUUACCAAUGCAAAAAUAGCACUCGUAGAGCAGUGUUGGCAAGGGCUUUUGUCCACUAUUCAGGCUCUGAUUCUUUCGUUCAAGAUGCUAGGAUGUACAAGCACUUGAAAGCACCACCAAGUCUACCUACCUGUUUGCCCCGCUGAAUUAGGUACACAAGGCAUAAUUGUUGUUGUUGUUGUUGUUAGGCAAAAAAACACUUCUGGCAUUCACCCACCCUUCUUUUCAGUUGCAAAUUUGUGCUAUUGGUAAACCUGAACUUUAUUAGCAUGUGUACAGAGUUGGAGAAUUGGUUAUGUGGAAUUUUCACACAACUUCAGAAUUGUGUAGACUAUUAUAGUGGAGCACCGCAAUAUCGUUCCAAACACAGGAUAGUUUGGCAAGAUUCCACUGCUGCAAAUAAAGCUAUGUUGUGGCUAUGGCAGAAUGAAUCAUAUUUUUCCUGGCAAGAUGUGACCAAAGGUUAUUUUGUUUGGUGCCUUAAUGAGAAUAUAGUUACCAUUCUUAAUCUACACUGGUAAUAAAAGCAUCGAUUGUA